UUGUUGAUUGUAUUGAUUGUGGGAAUCGAGAUAAUAAAUUUAUAAGUAUAUAUAAGUUUAAUGACGUCCGCAUGACAUGCGUUUGCAUAAAAUCAUUAUACUCUACAUUCUUAUUUAAAUGUGGUGUCAAAGCGAAAAAAUAAAGUGCCAAGUACAGAAGUCAGUACAAGAAAACACACCGAUUGAAGCGGAACAUGGACGCGAAUAAUUAUGAAUGUUCAAUUGAUUUUAAUAAAAUAACGGAUUUGGUUAAAAUCGGCACCGGAACUUAUGGAGUUGUCUUUAAAGCAGUGUACGACAAUCGAACGAUUGCAAUUAAAAAAUUCAAUGCCUAUGGUGAAAUGAAAAAUGUUGAACGAGAGCUAAGAAAUUUGAAAGACGUGAAGCAUGCGAACAUUCUCUUGAUGAUUGGUGAUUCAUGGAGCGAUAGUCUGUACUCACUUGUGGAGUUUGCGGAUGGCGGAUCUCUGGAUUGUUUUUUGCACAACCCACCAUUGACUGAAUAUACAUUAAAUCAUAUUGUCAACUGGACUCUCCACGCCUUUGAGGCCGUUGCUUAUCUUCACUCGAGCUCUGACCCGUUGGUUCAUGGUGAUUUGAAGCCGUCAAAUAUGUUGCUAACGGAUCAUCGACGUGUUUUGAAGAUUUCGGAUUUUGGAUCCGUACGCACUGAGGCAACCACUAACACGAAUAUACGUACCACAGCUCCCUAUAUGGCACCAGAGAUUGCCGGCGACCAGCUUCCUUCUCCGGCAUCGGAUGUGUUCAGCUGUUCCGUUAUCUUGUGGGAAAUGCUGUCACGCAAACGGCCCUACGAUGACAUUAAGAGUUCUUGGGAAAUCCUGAGUCUAGUGGAAAAAGGUAAACAUCUGGACUUGAAAGAAAUCACGAUGGAAUAUCCCGAAGAAUUGGAACUAUUGAUAACCGAGGGCUGGAAUGUUAACCCGAGCAGUCGUCCCAAUAUAAUAAGUUUCGUUACAGUCCUGAGGUCAUAUUUUAACGAACAAAAAUUGUUUGACGCAGAUCUAAGCAUUUAGAGACGAUACCAUGUCAAAGAUAUUCUAACAA
Messenger RNA from Drosophila hydei, 1068 nucleotides. RefSeq names its product mitogen-activated protein kinase kinase kinase 7. Bases 195 to 1037 code for a protein of 280 amino acids. NCBI's taxonomy places the organism in Eukaryota, Metazoa, Arthropoda, Insecta, Diptera, Drosophilidae. The transcript is spliced from 5 exons. Gene Ontology annotation, biological process: positive regulation of canonical NF-kappaB signal transduction; protein phosphorylation; JNK cascade. The record is from RefSeq and is a predicted model, not a curated record. Gene Ontology annotation, molecular function: MAP kinase kinase kinase activity; ATP binding; magnesium ion binding.